CACUGGAAGAGUCAGUUAAAUUCGAACCGCCGAUCGCGUCAAGGUGUGUCGUGAACGAGUCCGUUCCGCCUCCGAUCGGAGUCCUGAUUUAUCGUCCUCGCAAAGCGGUUUCUCCUCUACGUGAACCACUGAAUUAAACGAAUCAACAAUCAAGAUGGGGUGCGGAAUGGGAAUGAUCAAGUACCUCCUCUUCAUAUUUAACUUCAUCUUUGCGCUAUGCGGUCUGGCCAUCUUGAUCGUGGGCGUUCUUGUUCACAUAGAAGAUAAAAAGUAUAUCAACGAAAUGGACGGGCUCACUGAUAAUCUUACAUUCCAAUCGAUAGCAUUGAUCGUCAUCGGCAGUAUCAUCUUUAUCAUCGCCUUCUUCGGAUGCUGCGGAGCGAUUCGCGAGAGUCAUUGCAUGGUCAUCACGUUUGCAUCUUUACUUUUAACAAUCCUGAUUAUACAAGUGGCUAUUGCGAUCUACACGUUUGUUGCGUUGAAGAAUGCUGACGAGAUCAAUUUCAAGGAGGAAUAUAAGACAAAAGUCUUCGACAAAUACAAUUCCUCGGAAGAGACAAAGGAAUUAGUAAAUUUGAUACAAAAAGAACUGGAAUGUUGUGGUGUUGACAGCUAUAAUGAUUUCAACGGAAAUAUUCCGGGAAGUUGCUGUGGUAAAAAUUCGAGUGACACUUGCCACCAGCAAGACGCUUACCACAGAGGUUGCGUAAUCGCACUAAAAGAUUUCUUUAAAUAUGCAAGCGCGAUAGUAGGUGGCAUCGCUCUGGGUAUCGCUGCAAUUGAGCUGAUCGGUAUCAUCUUCGCGCUAUGUCUGGCAAAUUCCAUAAAGAACGCCGAACGCAGAGGCUACAGUGUAUAAAAAUGGAGCAUUGCGAAGGACAUCGCCGCGGGCGGGAAACAUAACAUACGCAACAACGUUUUUACCUAUCUAUUACCGUCAGCGUACAUUCGUCUAUAAAAUGUGAUAAAAUAUUUACGCUUUCCAUACACAAUAGAUUAAAUUAAAUUAAAUUAUUUUUUCUUUCCGGGCAGAAAACAAGUAUGGAGCAAAAAAGUGUCUCUUUAUAUUUCUCUUUCGAGUCUCUUUGCGCGUUGUAAAUCAUAACUAAAGCAUAAAGAUAACAUAUCAAUUUCAAUAAAAUAUAUUUUUACUUUCUAACUUGAAGAACUUAAAUUCUACAUUAAAAAUUUAACAUAGAAGU
Messenger RNA from Camponotus floridanus (Florida carpenter ant), 1202 nucleotides. Its product is annotated as 23 kDa integral membrane protein. The record is from RefSeq and is a predicted model, not a curated record. Gene Ontology annotation, cellular component: membrane. Lineage: Eukaryota; Metazoa; Arthropoda; Insecta; Hymenoptera; Formicidae. The transcript is spliced from 5 exons. Bases 155 to 859 code for a protein of 234 amino acids.